GUUCAGCUAGGAGUCUACAUCAUAAGUUUCUACUCCAUUAACGAACAGACGAUGGACUACUCUGUAAGCAUGUACCUGAGACAGACAUGGAAAGAUCCACGCAUGAGCUUGAAUGCAAGUAAUGACGUUAAAGAACUGAGACUUGGGGACUCCAGGUACAAAGAAAUCUGGUUGCCUGAUACAUUUUUGAGGAAUGAGAAAGCUGCCAACUUCCACCUCGUGACCGUCGAGAACAGGAUGCUAAAACUGACUCCGGCUGGUACCCUUUGGUACGUUACCAAAAUCACGGCAACCCUCGCCUGUCCGAUGAACCUGGAAAAGUUCCCGAUGGACACCCAAGUCUGCCCUAUGCUCUUUGAGAGCUUUGGCUACACGUAUGAGACCAUGUACUUCAGGAUGUUGCAGCACAACGAGUCGAUAGCCAUUGACAUCUCGCGGGAUCUUCAACUUCCUCAGUUUUUCAUCAAGAACUCCUCUGUCAUCAACUGCGAUCAGAACUAUACAACUGGAUUGUACCCCUGCUUAGAGUUUAAAUUUAUCCUAAAGAGAGACAUCGGCUACUUUCUGAUCCAAGUGUACGUUCCCAGCAUCCUGAUUGUUAUCCUUUCCUGGGUUUCCUUCUGGAUUAACGUGGAUGCUUCCCCGGCCCGCGUCUCCAUCGGAUUGCUGACUGUUCUCACCACAACCACUAUGAGUAGCGGGGCGAGAGCCACUCUGCCCAGAGUAUCCUACAUUAAGGCCAUAGACGUCUGGAUGAUCAUCUGCUUGCUGUUCGUGUUCCUCUCACUCAUCGAGUACGCCGUUGUCAACGUCACAGCCCGAAGGACAGUCAGACCUCAGCCCCCUCCGUCGUUCCCGAAGCCUCCCAGAAGACUACCUCCCAUUCCUGCAAACCAGACCAGGGAUCUGGAGUCUGGCCUGCCCGUCUCUCCAGGACAGCGAAAACCGAAAAAGGCCCUCAACUGUUUCAAGAAACACGCUGGCCGUUCCCCAAGAAACACCCCAAAACCCCAACACGACGGAAAGUACCAAGCCCGCCAGUUGGACAAGAUAGCCAGGAAGAUUUUCCCCAUCACUUUCAUCCUCUUCAACUGCAUCUAU
Helobdella robusta is the source of this 1101-nucleotide messenger RNA. RefSeq lists its product as hypothetical. Gene Ontology annotation, cellular component: membrane; synapse; neuron projection. The annotation marks the transcript as partial. Lineage: Eukaryota; Metazoa; Annelida; Clitellata; Rhynchobdellida; Glossiphoniidae. The transcript has 8 exons. Gene Ontology annotation, biological process: chemical synaptic transmission; chloride transmembrane transport; signal transduction. The record is from RefSeq and is a predicted model, not a curated record. Gene Ontology annotation, molecular function: neurotransmitter receptor activity; extracellular ligand-gated monoatomic ion channel activity; chloride channel activity.